Molecule: messenger RNA, 2172 nt
Organism: Penicillium odoratum
Lineage: Eukaryota; Fungi; Ascomycota; Eurotiomycetes; Eurotiales; Aspergillaceae
Gene: trpB
Product: tryptophan synthase TRP5
Exons: 3
Coding region: 1-2172 (723 amino acids)
Biological process (GO): L-tryptophan biosynthetic process
Cellular component (GO): cytoplasm
Molecular function (GO): tryptophan synthase activity
Source: RefSeq, a predicted model, not a curated record
AUGGAAGGCAUCAAGGCCACUUUUGCGAAAUGCAAGGAGCAGCGCAGGUCCGCGCUUGUGGCAUACAUCACAGCUGGUUACCCUACUGUUGAAGAGGCCGUUGAUAUCAUGCUCGGUCUGGAGAACGGUGGUGCCGAUAUCAUUGAGCUCGGUAUCCCGUUCACCGACCCCAUCGCCGAUGGCCCCACCAUUCAGACCGCGAAUACUAAGGCUCUUGAGAAUGGUGUGACUGUUACAACCGUCCUUGGCUUUGUCCGAGAGGCCCGCAGCCGUGGCUUGAAGACCCCUGUUAUGCUGAUGGGCUACUACAACCCGGUCCUCCGCUACGGUGACGAGCGGAUGCUUCGUGACUGCAAAGAGGCCGGUGUGAACGGCUUCAUCAUGGUGGACCUGCCCCCAGAGGAGGCUGUCCGGUUCCGCGACUUGUGCGCUAGCACUGGUCUCUCCUACGUGCCUCUGAUCGCUCCCUCUACCUCCGACGAGCGUAUGAAGUUGCUCUGCAAGAUUGCCGACUCAUUCAUCUAUGUUGUGUCCCGUAUGGGAGUCACCGGCGCAACUGGCAAGCUUAGCGCCAACAUCCCCGAGCUUCUCCGCCGCGUUCACGAAUACUCUGGAAACGUGCCUGCUGCCCUCGGAUUCGGACUCAGCACUCGCCAGCACUUCCUCGACGUCCAGGAGGUUGCUGAAGGUGCCGUCAUUGGCAGCCAAAUCAUCACCACCGUGCGCAAUGCUGCUCCUGGUCAGGCUGCUAAGGCUGCUGAAGAGUACAUUUCCAGCAUUACUGGCCGCAAGCUGGAGCGUGAUGCCCAGGGCAAUAUCGUCAGGGAGAUCAACCUCGUCGACCCCGUCCACAAGGUCCUCGCCAAUGCUGAGACACAGCCUUCCAAGGUCAUCACCGAGGCUGACACCCCCGCUGGCCCUGGUCUGGCUGACCAGCUCGUGGCAUUGAAUGUCACCAAGGAGAAAUCGGCGCUUCCUUCCCGUUUUGGUGAGUUCGGUGGUCAGUAUGUCCCCGAGUCCCUCAUGGACUGCCUUGCCGAACUCGAGCACGGUUUCAACGAGGCUUUGAACGACCCCAAGUUCUGGGAGGAGUUCCGCUCAUACUACCCAUACAUGAGCCGUCCCAGCAGUCUGCACCUUGCUGAACGCUUGACCGAGCACGUUGGCGGAGCCAACAUCUGGCUAAAGCGGGAGGAUCUGAACCACACUGGUAGCCACAAGAUUAACAACGCAAUUGGUCAAGUCCUGAUCGCGAAGCGUCUUGGAAAAACUCGCAUUAUUGCCGAGACCGGUGCUGGUCAGCACGGUGUGGCCACUGCUACUGUUUGUGCCAAGUUCAACAUGAAGUGCACUGUCUACAUGGGUGCCGAAGAUGUCCGUCGCCAGGCUCUUAACGUAUUCCGCAUGAAGCUUCUCGGAGCUGAGGUUGUUGCAGUUGACGCUGGUAGCCGCACCCUGCGUGAUGCCGUGAACGAGGCUCUCCGUGCCUGGGUUGUCGAAUUAGACACCACCCACUACAUUAUCGGUUCCGCCAUCGGUCCCCACCCCUUCCCUCUCAUUGUCCGCACUUUCCAGUCCGUCAUUGGUGACGAGACCAAGCAGCAAUUGCAGGAGGCUAUUGGAAAGCUCCCUGAUGCCGUGGUCGCCUGUGUUGGCGGCGGUUCUAACGCCGUCGGAAUGUUCUACCCAUUCUCCAAAGACCUUAGCGUCAAGCUGGUCGGUGUUGAAGCUGGUGGUGACGGUGUCGACACUCUUCGCCACUCCGCUACCCUUUCCGGUGGCUCUAAGGGUGUUCUCCACGGUGUCCGCACUUACGUUCUCCAGAACGAACACGGCCAGAUCGCUGAGACCCACUCCAUCUCCGCCGGUCUAGACUACCCCGGUGUCGGUCCCGAGCUGAGCUCCUGGAAGGACUCUGACCGUGCUACUUUCAUCGCCGCCGACGAUGCCCAGGCCCUGAUCGGUUUCCGCACUCUCUCUCAGACCGAAGGUAUCAUCCCCGCCCUUGAAACCUCUCACGCCGUCUACGGUGCUAUGGAGCUGGCGAAGACCAUGGAAAAGGGCCAGAACAUUGUUCUGAACCUGAGUGGUCGCGGUGACAAGGACGUGCAGAGUGUCGCCGAUGAGCUUCCUCGACUGGGUCCCAAGAUUGGCUGGGACCUGCGUUUCUAA